AUGACUGCAGAAGCGCAGCAGGCUCUGUCCUCUCAGCCCCCUCCUCCUCCGGUGCACAGCAGCUACGGCCCCAUGUCCUCCGUGGCGGAGAAGCAGCCGCAGAGCUCGGCCAUGGACGCCGCCUCCGCGGGGACCGGCGGCGCGGCCGGCAGCGCCCCGGGCAGCGGCGGGGCCCCGGGCAGCGGCGGCCCCAAGGCGAAGAAGACGAACGCGGGGAUCCGGCGGCCGGAGAAGCCGCCUUAUUCCUACAUCGCCCUCAUCGUCAUGGCUAUCCAGAGUUCUCCCUCCAAACGCCUGACCCUCAGCGAGAUCUACCAGUUCUUGCAGAGCCGCUUCCCUUUCUUCCGAGGCUCCUACCAGGGCUGGAAAAACUCGGUGCGCCACAACCUCUCGCUCAACGAGUGCUUCAUCAAGCUGCCCAAGGGCUUGGGACGCCCGGGCAAGGGCCACUACUGGACCAUCGACCCGGCCAGCGAGUUCAUGUUCGAGGAGGGCUCGUUCCGCCGCCGGCCCCGCGGGUUCCGGAGGAAAUGCCAGGCGCUGAAGCCCAUGUACAGCAUGAUGAACGGGCUCAGCUUCAACCACCUCCCCGACAGCUACGGCUUCCAGGGCUCGGCCGGCGGGCUCUCCUGCCCCCCCAACAGCCUCUCCCUCGAAGGGGGCUUGGGGAUGAUGAACGGGCAUUUGUCCAGCAACGUGGAGGGGAUGGGCCUGGCGGGACACUCCGUGCCCCACCUGCCCGCCAACGGUGGGCACACCUACAUGGGCGGCUGCACCGGCUCCUCGGCCGGGGAAUACCCGCACCACGACGGCUCCGUGCCCGCAUCCCCGUUGCUCCCCGCCGGCGGCGUGAUGGAGCCGCACUCGGUUUACUCCAGCUCGGCCUCGGCGUGGGCGCCCAGCGCCUCGGCGGCCCUCAACACCGGCGCCUCCUACAUCAAGCAGCAGCCCCUCUCGCCCUGCAACCCCACGGCCAACCCGCUCUCCUCCAGCCUCUCCACGCAUUCCCUCGACCAGCCCUACCUGCACCAGAACAGCCACAACACCGCCGACCUUCAAGGCAUCCCGCGGUAUCACUCGCAGUCUCCGAGCAUGUGCGACAGAAAAGAAUUCGUCUUCUCUUUCAACGCCAUGGCCUCCUCCUCCAUGCAUUCAGCGGGCAGCGGCUCCUAUUACCACCAACAAGUGACAUACCAGGACAUCAAGCCGUGCGUUAUGUGAGCCGGGGCGGAAAAACCCCCGCUGCUGGGGCCGGCCGGGGGGUUUGAGCAUCCCCCAGGACUCUCGGGGUGCCACAGGGGGUGAAGCGAGUCCCAGCCGCAUUUUGGGCAGCAGGAACGGCGGCGGCAGAGCCGGUGCGGCCCCGGGAGGAGCGGAGCAUCGGCCGGCAGUGAGAGCCCGCAGCGUCCGUGCCUUCUUCUGCUCGGGGAGGGAUGCAGGAGACAGCAAAAGCAGCCCCCGCGCACAUCCCGAAAGCCCCGGCUGCGAGUUUGGGGUGAGGCUUUGCCAAAUGAGGUUUUGAUGCUUCUUUUUAAAAAAAAAAACAAAAAAUGAAAUCGCAAACUCAGUUUGGGAGUGUUGGCAGUGAGCGAUGCCACCGGCUCGGGCUGAGUGGGCUGGGAAAGACCCCGAACUCAAAUUCCCUCGGUGCCGUCUCACUUCGAACCCGGAAAAAUACUUUAAAUUUUUUUUUCCUUCUUUUUUUUUUUUUUUUAAAUUUUUUUUCUUGCCGGCCAACACCCAGCGGGCAAAAAAAAAAAAUCUCUCAGAGGGAUUUUUAGGAACUAUUAAUUUUGGUUUUUUUUUGCCUGCAUAAAGACUGCAGGAUCAGACCCUAUGCAGAGAGAACAAGGCACUUUGGAAAGAGACAGCCAUGCUCAUCCUGUUAUUUAUUCUACAAUUCUUUUUUUUGUUGUUGUUGUUGUUGUUGUUGCUAAUAAUCGAGACACGAAUAGUCUCAGUUGAUCAGUAUUAAAUCGGGGAAUCUCUGUUGGCAAUAUUUGCCAUAUAGAUUUGGGGUUUUUUUAGUUAACCUUUGUAAAUUUGCAAGCGACCGUGGUCUCUGUGUAAAGACAAUCCUCCAUAUGUUUUUAUAGAAAUAUAUAUAUAAUGAAGGAUUAUUCCCCUCCCUCCCCUCUCUAUUUUUUUUUCCACCCACCCUGACGUUGUACAGUUCGGUGACACCUAUUUUAAUUCUUUCUGCACUGUAUAAAAUUGUAAUUAUGUGGGUUUGUUUUUUUUGAUUUUUUUCGCCUUUUUUUUUUGUGUAUGUUUUGUCCCUAAAGAAAAAAAAAAUCCCGAAAUAAAACCUGUAUGUUAUUUGUA
Messenger RNA from Taeniopygia guttata (zebra finch), 2325 nucleotides. RefSeq names its product forkhead box F1 (gene FOXF1). Lineage: Eukaryota; Metazoa; Chordata; Aves; Passeriformes; Estrildidae. Gene Ontology annotation, molecular function: RNA polymerase II cis-regulatory region sequence-specific DNA binding; DNA-binding transcription factor activity, RNA polymerase II-specific. The record is from RefSeq and is a predicted model, not a curated record. Gene Ontology annotation, biological process: animal organ morphogenesis; regulation of transcription by RNA polymerase II. Gene Ontology annotation, cellular component: nucleus.